ACUGACAAAUGUUGAGUGUAGCUCCUGAGGAUUUAGCAUGUCAGGCUGUGUCUACACAGCUUAGGUUUCUAUUAUUAUGCAAUGGCUUAGAGGGCAGUGCUUUGCCUCAUAAUUACAGCGCCAAUCUCUGUUAGGACCAGGAGUUUGGAUGCCUCUUUCUGUACCAGCUAUUUGCCUCCUGCUCACUUAGGAGUCCUCCCUGACACUCUUACUUGUUUAUUAGCUUCUUUUUGUACCCGUGUUUCAUCUGGUUCCUAGUUUUCUUCCCUUUCCUAUGGUACAUAUUUGUUUAUUUCAGAGGUGAGGGGUCUGACUGAGUCGUGCCUGCACGGAUUCCUAUGCAGUACAAAGCACUUGCUGCAUGUUGCAUCGUCAGAAGAGGAGUCUCAGGGAUUGACACGCUCGGACUUCACUGAAUCAGGCUGCAUCUGACAAACAAUCUCGUCUACAUUUUGGUUUGCUAGAGAUCAGCUGGGAUUUUUCUGAUUCUAUCUUCUUUUGAAUAAAAGGAUGCAUGGAAUAGAAAGAAGGUCUAAGUGCCUGUCUGAGACUAUUUUACCAAACCUGGGAUAAAUGUUACUUCUCAAAGGUACUGUUGCGUGAUUUACAAUGGAAAAAUUGCUCUGCGGCAUCCUGGUGUUUGGAAUGGCUGUCACAGUCAACGCUUGUCCCAAAUAUUGUGUCUGUCAGAACCUGUCUGAGUCACUGGGGACUUUGUGUCCCUCCAAGGGUCUCCUUUUUGUACCACUGGACAUAGAUCGAAGGACUGUUGAACUCCGUCUUGGGGGCAACUUUAUUAUCAAUAUCAGCCGACAAGAUUUUGCCAAUAUGUCUGGACUUGUUGACCUUACUUUGUCCAGAAACACCAUUAGUUACAUACAGCCCUACUCUUUCACCGACUUGGAGAGUCUUCGGUCUUUACAUCUGGACAGCAACAGGUUGCCUGAGAUUGAGGAGGAUACUUUAAGAGGUUUAAUUAACCUUCAGCAUUUGAUUUUAAACAACAACCAGCUAAGCAGCAUUUCUGAUGAAGCCUUUGAGGAUUUUUUACUGACAUUGGAAGACUUGGACCUUUCCUACAACAACCUCCGAAGCAUUCCCUGGGAAUCUAUAAGAAAGAUGAUAAACUUGCAUCAGCUCAGUUUAGACCACAACCUAAUAGAUUAUAUAACAGAGGGGACAUUUGCAGAUCUUCAGAAAUUGGCCAGAUUGGAUCUAACAUCCAACAGACUUCAGAAGCUCCCUCCUGACCCUAUAUUUGCCAGAUCACAAGUAAUUCCUUUGGUUGUUACCCCAUUUUCACCACCUCUGUCCCUCAGCUUUGGAGGAAAUCCACUGCAUUGCAACUGUGAGCUACUGUGGUUAAGGCGGCUUGAUAGAGACGAUGAUAUGGAAACCUGUGCUUCUCCUCCAAGUCUAAAGGGAAGGUACUUCUGGUACGUACGGGAAGAGGAAUUUGUUUGUGAGCCUCCUCUUAUUACACAACAUACUCACAAGCUGCUGGUCUUGGAAGGGCAAACUGCCACGCUGAAGUGCAAAGCCAUUGGGGAUCCCACUCCCAUCAUUCACUGGGUGGCCCCUGAUGAUCGUCUCAUCGGAAACUCCUCGAGGACAGCUGUCUAUGACAAUGGCACCUUAGAUAUACACAUCACCACCUCCAAGGACUACGGAACUUUCACAUGCAUAGCAGCCAAUGCUGCAGGAGAGUCCACUGCAACAAUUGAACUCUCAAUUGUUCAGCUCCCCCAUCUCAGCAACGGCACAGGCAAAGCAGCUCCACCGAAAUCCAGGCUCUCAGACAUCACCAGCUCCACCAAGUCCAAUCGUGGCGAAACAAAAGGUCCACCAGAAAGGGCUGUCCUGGUGUCAGAUGUGACCACUACCUCAGCUUUGGUCAAAUGGACAGUGAGCAAGUCAGCCCCUCGGGUAAAAAUGUAUCAGCUGCAGUAUAACUGCUCGGAUGAUGAAGUCCUGAUCUACAGGAUGAUACCAGCUACAAACAAGGCCUUUGUUGUAACCAACCUUGUUUCUGGAACAGGCUAUGACCUCUGUGUCCUGGCAAUGUGGGAUGACACGGCCACAACCCUUACUGCCACCAAUAUUGUGGGAUGUGCCCAGUUCUUCACCAAAGAAGACUACCCUCAGUGCCAGUCGAUGCACAGUCAGUUCCUGGGUGGGACCAUGAUUCUAAUCAUUGGAGGCAUCAUUGUGGCAACCCUGUUGGUAUUCAUUGUAAUUCUCAUGGUCCGCUAUAAGGUCUGCAACAAUUCCCAGGGCAAGAUGUCAAAUGUCAGCAACGUCUACUCACAGACAAAUGGAGCACAACCAGUUCAGAACGGAGUCUUGCCCCAGGUCAAUCCCAAAGUGGUGGUGAGAAAUGAACUUAUGGAAUUUAACUGUCAGUCUGCGCGGAGCAGCAUCUCCUCUUCCUCCAGCUCCGCAAAUAGCCGUGACUGUGACAACUACAGCCUCCAAAGUGAACAGGGCACAUUGUCCAGUAAAUGGAGGCCUCCUUCCCGGUCAAAACACAAUAUUGACCGGCUAAUGGGAGCUUUUGCCUCCCUGGAACUGAAAUGUCAGAAAAAGGAGGAAAUGACAGACUCCAGAACUUCCACGGUGGCCCGCCACUCGGACAAAGAGCCACUGCUGGGCCAGACAGAGUCCAAACUCCGCAGCUUCCUCAUGUUGCCUCUGGAGGGCAAAACUAAACGUAGCCAUUCUUUUGACAUGGGGGACUUUGCCACAUCUCAGUGUUGCACCUACCCAAAAAAGAUAACAAACAUUUGGACAAAGAGAAGCCUCUCGGUCAACGGCAUGCUUUUGCAGUAUGAUGACAAUGACCUAACAGGGGCCAAAGGGACUUUUGGGAGCUCAGAGUGGGUAAUGGAAAGCACGGUGUAAAUAUCAGUGUCUCACCCUUUCUCUUCUCCCCUCAUGUGUUAUAAAGUGGUUUGCUUCAGGGCCGUGCAAUUGGAAGGAGAGGGGAGGAAACAUUUUCUGUUGUACUGGCCAAAAAGAUAGGCAAGCAAGUUACAGGAAAAGUAAAAGAGAAAGAGGGUCAUGAAAUGUGAAUAGGCACAUAUGGUACCAUUCCUGUCUGGCCCCAGCUAAACCAUGCGUGAAUGUUUCAAGGAAUUUGCUAGAUGUAUUUAGCAUUGCUUUCCAAAAGUUACUCAGACUCCUGGUGAUCCUUCACACAAGAUUAAACAAGGAGGAUGAAAAAGAUUUUAACAGCAGAAAUUUAAUUUUACAAUGUUUCUUUUUACUUUCUUUCUUUCUUUCUUUUUGUUUGGGGUUUGUUUUUUUUUUAAUGGCACCUUUUUUUUUCUUCUUCUUUUUUAACCACAGAAAUACACUUCUGUGGAUGUGACUGGUGCUAGGAUCUAUCUGGUUGUCAUUCCAAGGAAUUUUCUCAAAAGUGCAGGCAGGGCACCCAGAGGGGCAGAUCAGAGUAGAUUGUUUAGCAUAAUCUCAUGGUCUUAACUGUGACAUUUGGGCAAACAAUAUUUGCUGUUGAAUGGACUUUUAGUUGGUAUUUAAUUAUUUCUCUUCUGUUUUGAUUUUUUACUACUUUUGAGUUGCUUUUUUCCCACAACCCAAGGUAUGUUUCCAUGCAUAUUUUGGUUUUGUUUUCAGCCUCCUCAAAUUCCCCAGAUGGAAAGGAGGAUAUGUACAAAGCUCAAAUAUCUGAUGUACUGUAUAACCCACUUCUAAUACCAUCCCUUUUUGUCCUAGGAAAAAGUAAAUCUAGGGACAAAUUUUAAAAAAAUCAUCCUCUUUCUUCCAUCUCCUUCAUAACCUCUCCCUGUCAAUGCUCAAGACAGAUUGCAGCAGAUAUCGAUAUCUGUAGGGAUGUUGCUAUCAAAGAUGGGGAAAAUAGUUAUCAGCAUACCCUAGUAAAGGAUAAAGAAAGGGGAAAGAAAAGUAGCUCCUGGGAGCCCUCCACAUCAUGGAUAGCAGUGGCUUCUGGUAGGGGUCAUGCUCUCACUCCACUAAAAUGACAGACUUGCACCCUACUGUGACAAAAACUCUUUGUCUGUACAGUCACCAUGACUUGUGUGUCUUGACUGUAUCAGUAACAUCAGAAAAAUUAAGUUUUUGUGUAUUUCAGGGGAUUGGUUAUAUUCCAAAUUACUCAACAGAAGCUGAGUAAAAUUUGGGUAUCACAGAGGCGGGGGUGUCCCAUGUAUCCCCUGCAUUACAUAAAGCCCUUCCCCAGUCUGGUGCACCCCUACUCUCCUGUCUCUCAUCCUCAGGAAGAUACUUAUAACAGGAGAUCUUCAGGGUUUGUAAACGGAUUCUCAAAUUGGUUGUUGGUGAGCAUUGCUGUGGUUGUAGAAAAUACACAUGGCCCAUCCAGCAGAAUUUAUUUUCCUUACCAAUUUUACUGUGAUUUCUAGCAUUCUGCUGGCUACUGUAACUGUCCUGUCAUUUGUCCAUUUAUUUGUUUGACCAGCUGUUGAGAACCAUUCUGAAAUUGCACAUUGUUACUAUGAUUUUGUAAAAGAGGUGGAGAAAGUAUGCAAGGCACAGAGAAAAUAACACAUGAAAAAACUCUAUGUAUAUUUUUUUUAAAAGUUUCAGAGAUAUAUUGUGACAUGGCUGUGUACUUGAUCUUGUAUUCGUCAUGUUUCCUACUUGGAGUUUUAGAUAACGACAUCCCUGUGAUCAGAAUAUUUUUUUCCUUUAUUUUCUCUUUUUUUUUUCUUUUGCUACAAAAUGUACAGUAAAAACAUCCUUGCGAAAAAAAAAGCCCCUGCUUUUAAUUUAUUUGUUAUUCUGUGGUCUGCUUUGAAACCUAAGAAGUAAUUAUUUUUUAAAUUAUCUUUAAAAUUUAGAUGUUUGCUUUUUCUUUCCCACAAACUGUCUCUGACGUCAGGAUUUUAGGUAUAAAGCAGGAAUCAAGAAAUACAUACCUUUUUGGAAUGCAUGAAAAAAGAUCUUGUAAAAGGCAUUUCACCUCUUUUUCUGUCGUUUCAUUUAUACAGGUCUAAUUUACUAAAGUACUCUGAACCCUGAUCUAAAAUCCCCAGACAGAAGAGGUAGCAUUUUUAGACUUAGGACCCAACUUUCCGUAGGUUUUUGCUCAGAUUCUUGCUCGCCAACAGCAUUAAUAGUUUCAAGAGACAUCCAGUCAAACUUUGUUUGGAACAUUUUUCAAACUCUCUGCUUUUCUCACACUUUCUGAGACGAAUGACACCUCCAGUGCCAGAAUCUACAUAAUCCAACUGUCCAGAUGGCAGUUCAUAUUAACCAUUAAUGACAUGUACAUUUAUGUUGCACUGAAAACUCUUAAAGAAAUUCUUGUAGUGAGUUAGUUAUUUUCUUUUCCUUGUUCCACUAUGGUGCAGUUGGAUAUUUUUAUGUUGCUACUUCACUCUGAACAUGACAUCUGGGUUGUUUUUAAUUUAGACAUUGAGUUCAUCUUAAAUAUUAGUAACAUAUGCAGCCAUGAAUUUUCAAAAUAUAUCACUUAAAGAUGAAUACUCUUUCACAUUCACAUAUAAAAUUAAAAGAAGUAAGCCAACAGAUGCAGUUUUAAAAUAAUGGAUAGUUGCCAAAGUACCAAGGUAAUAAAUUCCACACUCUAGCAGCUGCAUUUAUUAUGGUUAAUCAUAAUAUUAAUUCAUUUAGCUUUAAUGAAUGAGGCUCAAUCCACACCAGCUGAUUUGCAAAUACUGAGCAAAAUUAAACAGGCACCGGGCACCUACCUUUUGUGCUCACAGUACUUGGGAGGAAAGGAUUGAGGGACACAGGGGUGAGGCAGGGAGCCUCACAUUGAGUCAGCAAGUGGCCAGCCAUCAGAAAGGGUUGGAGUUACUUAUGGGUUGUGAUCAUCCUUCAGGUGCCACCAGUCACUGCUCUAUUUCCACUAUCAACAUAACAGGCCUAUGGAAUUAUCCUGUGGCUUCCUCUGUAUCCCUCUGAGAGCUGCUGAAGGCAGCUCUGCAGUUUGGGUUACAGCCUGAAUCCACGCCCCAAUUGCUAAAGUGCAAUUAGGGCCACAGGGUCCUCCACACACAAUCUGACCAAUCUCUACCUUCCCUCUGUUUUCCUUGUGUACCUCACUCAGCACCUCUGGGUUUGAUUAUUCUCCUGUAGAGCUGCCAUAGUACCAUAGUAGGGAUUCUUUUUUGCCUCACUUCUGAGCACAACCGCACAUCACUGUUUCCUGAAAUGACACGUAGGUGCCCCCUUACUUGGUGCAAUAAAUAUUUUCAUUCAUCAUUGAGGAUUCAAUGGCCUAGCCCUCUCGACUCAGAAGAGAGAAGAAGAGAGAAUUUCUACACUGACAAGUUUAUAUGGUGUCUCUCAAGUUCAUAUGGGGUAGUCGGAUGUGCAGCUGCACCAACCCUGUUUUAGGGACAAAGGUCAGGUAGCGCAGAUAGUAAGGAGAAAAACAGAGAUCAACAGGAGCCUUCAAAAAGAAAAGUCCAAGAAAUUAGGGGGGGCUAGAGAAUUUAAAGUGAAGUCUAUGGGAAUAAUUGAAGACAUCUGCAUAUGCAUAUGUAACUCCUGUAAGUUAAUUUUUUGAGGGGUUUUAUAAUAGUGGAAGUAGCUUUUUUUCUAAAAGUGUAUGUCGUUGGCUUGAAAGAAGAUAUGAUUCUACUGUUAAAUUACACAGUUAGGCCUGCUAAAAAUCCAACCCAAAUCCCCAAAAUAUCAUCCUAUCAUUCUGGAGAAUAUUAAGCAAGAUAACAAAAUGAAAAUUUCUGAAAGUAGUGAUUAUGUGGAUUUCAUUUGAUGUCUGCUAAGAACCAAAUGGUUGUAUGAAACGAAAAUAAAAGUGUGUGUGUGCCUCUGUAUGUACAUAUGCAUAGCAAAGCAGACCAGACUAUUUCCUUACAUUUAUAUCUUUACAGAUUACAUUAAUUAGAAUAUAUUUCUGGUUUCAAAUGUUCUUUCUGAGUUUAUCAGCCUAGAGCACAGCAAACUUUCCCACUUUCCUUAGAGGAAGAUAACUCAUUUGAAAUGUCUCCAAACUACACGUGGUACUUGGUUAUGAUUAGGAUUAAUUCAUUUAUACAGCAAUGCAUAAAAAAGAAAUGAGAGGUGUCUCUGCUCAACAUGAUGUGAGAUUGAAAAGGUGGUAGAUUUUCCUUUUCUAAACUUGUUUAUAUUUCAAAUCAUGGGACUGAUCUGCUCUGGCAAGAGAAGAAAAUAAUAUUCUGCUUGUUUCAUUUCCAACUCUUCACCCAGCAAAGGGUUGCAAAGACGUAAAAAAAGACAGCCCUUGGAGGUUUCUGAAUGAGUGCAAUAAAUGCAGCAACUUUAAUACAACAAAUUUAAGCACAUUCUAACCUGGAGGGCAAUGAAUAAUUGCACCUGAUAGCUAAGAAAACAUUUUAGUCUUUGAACAGCCUGAAUGUCACAUCUGCUUGCAAUGUUUUGCACCCAUUAGCCCGUGGAUAAACCACAGUACACCAUAUGGUGCCACAGUACCCCCUUCUACCCCUUGCAGCCUGUUUCUCUGGAACCUUUUCUCAGUGACUCUCUGUGUUCAGUGUUUGUAAUUGGACAAUUCUGGAUGUGGAAUUAUCGAUAAACUUUAUUAAUAUCUUGCAUAUUUCACCUUUAAAUUCCCCUAAACAUGAUGAUGAAAUCCCUCUGAAAACAUUAAAUUAGGGUUGGUUUUAGGCUGUGGGCCUGAUGAAAACCAAAUCAGAGUGCCUUGAAACUCUUGCUUUCAAUAUAGGAAUUUUAUGUUCUGCAGUAUGUUUUCCUUGUCCUAAUUAACCACUCCUUAAUCCCCAAAGGUACAGCACUCCUUAGCAUCAGCUGUCAGAAGGCCCUACUACACGAAACAGUGCCAGAUGCUUAUUCCCGGUAUUACACUUCCAACAGAUGGCAAAUGUCAGAAAUAUAAAUACACAUCCAGAUACAGAUAUAUCAGCAAGUGCAGGCAUUUGUAUGCAUGCAUAUACAUCCCCAUGCACAUGUGUAAAUUUUGCACUCUUUAUCUGUAUGGUUUAUGAUGUACAGGUUUCCUAGCUUGGUAAUAAAGGUACAUUUUCAUUUUUCAUUAAAUACUAGUGGAAGAAAGGGAGAGAGAGAGAGCAGAAACCUCUUCCUUAUAAGAAACAAAUUAGUUGAUAAGAUGUACUUCAUCCCAGCUGGGAGACAUCAGUGCUUAAAAUAAAGUUAAUUGGUGAAUGGGUUCCUUCAUUUCCUACCACCACAGCGAAGGCUCAACUCUGUUAGCUCAUUUAUUCAGCUGAUGCUCCCACCACAUGAUGCAGAUAAGUCUCCUGUCAAUGAGGACUUGUGUUCUGCAGGGAGGCAAGCAGCCACAGGGAGUUACUGUUCUGCAUUCACUGUCCUUGUUUGGGCUCUUAAAUGUGCUCUGACCAUGUUGUGCAUUAGUUAGUUACCUUGUUUCUUGGGAGAAGGCAGGAUCUCAUGUUAUACUCAGUCACAUGAGGUGCCCAGGUGCAAGGCUGGAGAAACUGGUGGGAAAGAGAAUCACUGAAAAUCAACGGCCUGUACAAGAAGAAAUUAAUAACUUUGAAUCCACAAAUCUUAGUUACCUGUGCAGUUACAGAGGUGGGCAUCAACUUAUGGCAAAAGUUUGCCCAUAAUAUUUUUUCAUGCAAUGAGAAAGUGAAUAGAUAUCUUAGAUGACACUUUUCAAGUUCCUUCUGUGGGACUAGUAAUUUUAAAAAUAUUAAUACUCCUCUUCAAUGAAUAAUGCAGACUAGUUUAAUGCUGGGCUGUUAAACACCACAUAUACCAUUUAUGUGUCAAAUCACAAGAUAGGUGUCUGAACAGGAAAAAAAGGCUGUUGUUUCAGGGAAGCUGUUCCUCUUUGACAGUGCUGUUGGUUUACAGGCAUGAAAUGCACGAUCUGAGAAGGCAAAGGCAUGACAAAAUGCCAUCUUUAUACCCUGAGUCUUGAUGAGAUUUAAAGUAAAAUCCAAAAAGCGGAUGUGUUAAUCUUCCUUCCUUUGAACAUGAGUCAGAGAAGGAAAACUUCAAAUAAUUAGGCUCAUAAAUGUGAUGUGCCAUGGACAGAAAAAUGGUGCUCCUCAGAUGGAUGAGAUCCAAGUGCUGCUGCAGCAGGGAGUUGGAUGCUGUCACUGGUAGAACAGUCAUGCACAAAGGCUGCUGAAGCAGGAUCCAAAGAGGUCACAGAUGAGACAGGAGGCAUGGAGAUGUAGGAACAUGUUAGAUCCAGCUAUUCCAUGUCUAAUAAAUCAUUAUAUCGUAGUAUCCUGUGAUAUGACACUAGUUAUUUCAGAGAAAGUACCUUUAGGAAGACUUCAGAGAACUGUGUCCCAAAGUUUGAUGGGCUGCACAUCCUUAUCCCCUUCUCCAUCAAG
Messenger RNA from Passer domesticus (house sparrow), 9320 nucleotides. RefSeq names its product leucine rich repeat and fibronectin type III domain containing 2 (gene LRFN2). The transcript is spliced from 4 exons. The coding region runs from base 610 to 2901 and encodes 763 amino acids. The record is from RefSeq and is a predicted model, not a curated record. Gene Ontology annotation, cellular component: postsynaptic density membrane; cell surface. Lineage: Eukaryota; Metazoa; Chordata; Aves; Passeriformes; Passeridae. Gene Ontology annotation, molecular function: protein binding.